UUUGCUGCAGACGUUUUAUCUUUAUAAUAAAAUUUUGAGUUUCUACGUACAACAUAUACCAACUGCUACUGUUUUAAAGUAGCGGUUUUUUUACAUCUUUUUCGACAUUUGACAUUACGGAGAUACAAGGUGUACAGAGCAACGUGUUGCUCACAAAUGUCUCAGACUGUUAAAAAAAUAAAUACAGACUGACAGCAAAUUGUUGAGCAAAAUAUCCGUACAAUUUUCAAGGUGAAAAAUCCAAGUGACACAUGUCCAGCGAGUGCUAGAAAAUGUCUCUGCAACAGUGGAUGCAUAUACGACACAAUAUUGAUAUAUCAUGGAAAGCAUUCGUCAGGGAAUCUUCCAGUGAACAAGAUAAACUUCCUGAUAAAUGUAUUUGUCAAUUGGCCUUCCAAGGAAACGAAGCAAAGGCUGCUUAUGAGGAAGUUAUCCAGCAAAUUAGUAACAGCAAUGCUAUGACAACAAGAUUCAAGUACUUAAAGUCAAAGACUGUUGGAAACCAAAGUAACUCUGGAACAAAUCAAACUUCCUUCAAUACUCAAUCAAGGAGGGCUACAGUUCCUGAAGAUAUUCUAGCAAAAGUGACAAUCAAUACAUUGUUAAAAGCAGUGGAGCAAAAGGAUAUGAAAUUCUUACAAAAACAUAUGACAUCAGAAAAUGUGAAUGUAUCAGAUGACUUUGGUUGGACUCCGUUAAUGUCUGCUGCUUACUGCGGUCACUUGGAAAUUGUACAAUUUUUGCUAAAUCUCGGAGCUAAUAGAAGAAUUAGGGAUAGAUCUGGUCUUACUGCGGCCCAAUUAGCUUUGAAAAAAAAUUAUUUAAGUAUAGUUGCGUUAUUAAAAAAGAAAUCUGAAUCGAUGAAUAAUAAUCCAUCGUCUAUAAAUGUACCAAAAAUAAAUAAUACAAAUGCUUUAUCAAUGAAAACAAUGUCUAAGGAAUCUUCUGAACAUGAUAUAGGUGUUUACAAUAUUACAGAAGAGAAGAUACAGCACAACUCAAUAGUUUACUGUGAUGUCUGUAAAGCAACCUUUCAAGAGACAACGCCAGAAAAACAUGAAACCUCUACUUUACACAUCUUUAACACAAAACCAAAAUUAAAGCAUACAAUGUAUGGAAUAUCAAGACAAAAUAAAGGAUAUAGAAUGCUAUUGAAUACAGGAUGGGAUGAGGAAGCUGGUCUUGGACCUUCUGGAAAAGGAAUAAAAUAUCCAAUUAAAACAUGUUUAAAAACAGAUCGCAAAGGAUUAGGACACUCAGUGGAAAGUGAAUAUAAAGUUACCCAUUUCAAACCAGGUGAUACAACUGCCAUUAGCAGCAUUAAGACACCUAAACAGAAACCUUUGAAAAAAAGGGACAGGGAAAGAUUACUUCACCGAGACGCCAGAAAAGAAAGAGCGUUACAGAUAAUGAGUGAACAUCAAAUAUUAUUGGAACACUUAGAAAGUGUUGAAAAUAAAGCUGGUGAAAUUCUUACUGAUCGCGAAGAAAUAAUCGCUCUUGAUAAGAGAAGAAAUGAUGAUCGCGUUGGAAUGAGGGCACUACAAAAACAAUCACAUGAAAAAACAUGGAUAACUGUAGGUCCAUUGCUAUUAAAGAUGCCAUCUAAAGCUGCUGAAGAGUUGCUCGAGAAAGAUCAGAAAGAAUGCAGUACUGCGAUUAAUAAAUUAAGAAGCAAUUUAAAGAUAAAAGUAAAUGAAUUACGUGAUUUAGAAUUAACUCCACCAGUACCUGGAUUAAUGUUGGAACCUAUGUCCCAUAAAGAGAUGGAUGCAAUGAAUCAAGUUCUAGGUCGAAGUGUUUGAUAUAUAUAUGCAAUAAAAUUUUUAUUUUGUUCAA
This is a messenger RNA of Nylanderia fulva, 1839 nucleotides long. The record is from RefSeq and is a predicted model, not a curated record. Lineage: Eukaryota; Metazoa; Arthropoda; Insecta; Hymenoptera; Formicidae.